AUAAAUGAGUAAAUAAAAAAGAAAAGGAAGGACGGAAAAUUAUCGUACCGCGCUUUUUUUUUUUUUUUUUUUUUUCUUUUCUCUUAUUGAAGCGAGAGAAGACUCGCAAAAUCGGCGAGCGAUCGGUCGCGAGAUCGGUGAUAUGUGUCGCGUUGGCUCGUUGAGCCUCGAUGUGCUUGAUUCAGCGAGCAUGAAGCAUCCAUCGAGGUCAACGGAACUCGAGGUUGCUAUGGCACUCUUCGGCAUGGUCUGGCUGCUGCGAGUUCGUUCGGAGAUGCGUCGUUGUUCAAAGUGCCGACACGAGGAGAUGCUCGCCAGCCAGCAACAACAUCAACAGCAGCAGCAGCAGCAGCAGCAGCAGCAGCAGCAGCAGCAACAGCAGCAACAGCAACAACAGCAUCAACUACAACAACAUUCACAGCACCAACAUCAACAACAACAGCAACAACAGCAGCAACAACAACAACGUCAUCAGCAACGUACGUUGUCGCAGGCAACCAGUCUUAUUCAUACACCCGAUGAUGUUCUCACGUCUUCGGCCAAUACGCUUUACACCUUGGAUACACCAGGUGCUGCUGGUCCAGCUGGCAGCUAUUGCGAGGUUCACGGAUACGUCCAAGCCAAAGAAGAUAUUCAAGAGUUUUAUGAGCUGACGUUACUCGACGAAUCGAAAUCGGUGCAGCAGAAAACGGCAGAGACGAACCGCAUCGCUGCCAAAUGGGAAGCAAGCGACGGCCCAAUCACGCCUACCUUCGCCCAAAAUGACGACGGUCCAGCCUCGGCCUUCCCGUUGACCCAGACUCUGUUGAACAUUUAUGGCCGCAGGUCGAGCAGACCUGACGUUCCAGGUCCCAUUGAUGAGAAUCAGAAAACACGUUACAAUGCGGGAGGUGUGGAGGAACAAUUACCACCACCACCGUCACCACCGCAAGUAAAGGAAGGAAGCCAAUUGGAUGGAGUUCCUAGACCAAAUUCAGUUGAACGUAUUCUUCAUCCUGACGCUACUACUCAACACAUAAUUACGAGCCAUGAAACAUUGAACAAGAGCCACGACAGUUGGCAGGGACACGACGGCGAUCAGGCACACACUCCUCUGCUCGCGGCGGAUACGAGACACGUAAACGGCGACGAUGAUUGGGAGUACGAGGAGAUCGUUUUGGAAAGAGGUGGGGCCGGUUUGGGCUUUAGUAUCGCCGGAGGUACCGACAAUCCUCACUUUGGCAACGACACGGCAAUUUACAUCACCAAACUUAUACCGGGUGGGGCGGCAUCCGCGGAUGGACGUCUUCGCGUUAACGAUACGAUCCUUCAGGUGAACGAUGUCUCCGUCGUUGACGUACCGCAUGCGGCCGCUGUAGAUGCCCUUAAACGUGCCGGCAAUACCGUCAAAUUGUAUGUUCGCCGACGGAGACACACGCAGCUGAUCGAAAUCGAAUUGAUCAAAGGCAAUAAAGGUCUUGGCUUUAGUAUCGCCGGUGGUAUUGGCAAUCAGCAUAUACCCGGUGACAAUGGGAUAUACGUUACGAAGAUCAUGGAAGGUGGAGCUGCACAGGUCGAUGGUCGUCUCGUUGUUGGCGACAAAUUGGUAGCAGUUAGAAAUGCCAUGCAGGGUGACAAGAACCUCGAGAAUGUUACGCACGAGGAAGCUGUGGCAACAUUGAAGGCAACUCAGGAUCGUGUAGUACUUUUGGUGGCUAAACCCGAAGGCACCUUACCUCCACCGCCACCGGCUUCGGAUCGUUCGGUAUCACCACAACCACGUAAGCAAAAUGGGGCAGUGUCAGCGUUGGAAAAUAAUUCAACGCUACCGUAUACGCAAGAAUCUCGUCAUGCGUCGUCUUUAGCGCUUCACGGCGUCGCGACGCCUCGCGCCGUUUCACAGGAGGACGUCUCUCGAGAGGUCCGUACGGUCGUAUUGAACAAAGGCUCCUCGGGUUUGGGCUUUAAUAUCGUAGGAGGUGAAGAUGGCGAGGGUAUCUUCAUCUCUUUCAUCCUAGCCGGUGGACCAGCCGAUUUGAGCGGUGAACUUCGUCGUGGCGAUCAAAUCUUAAGCGUCAAUGGCAUCAAUUUACGAACAGCCACCCACGAGGAGGCUGCAGCGGCCCUUAAGGGCACCGGUCAAACAGUGACGAUCGUUGUACAGUACAAGCCCGAGGAUUACAACAGAUUCGAGGCAAAGAUCCAAGAUCUCAAACAACAAAUUUCUCAACAGAAUAUGAUGACAGGUACCCUCAUGAGGACCUCGCAGAAGAAAUCCCUUUACGUAAGAGCCCUAUUCGAUUACGAUCCCAAUAAGGACGAUGGAUUGCCAAGUCGUGGAUUGGCAUUCCGUUAUGGGGAGAUCCUACAUGUGACGAAUGCAAGCGACGACGAAUGGUGGCAGGCACGAAGAGUAACUCCUCAAGGUGAAGAGGAAGGACUUGGUAUAAUUCCGUCGCGUAGGCGAUGGGAGCGCAAGCAACGUGCCAGGGAUCGUUCGGUCAAGUUUCAGGGUCACAUGCCGGUCAUUCUCGACAAGCAAUCGACGUUGGAUAGGAAAAAGAAGAAUUUCUCGUUUAGCAGGAAGUUCCCCUUUAUGAAGAGCAAGGACGACAAGUCCGAGGAUGGUUCGGAUCAAGAACGGUCGCCCACAACACCUGAGAAUGAAACCGAUCCUACGCCAUUCAUGCUGUGCUACACCCAGGACGACACUAACACUGAAGAUUUGUCUUGCGUCGCAGGGAGUAAAGAAAUUUUGUAUCGCGUUGAACUGCCCUAUAUGGAAGAACUGACAUUAGUUUAUCUGGAAAAGGAGUACGUUGAUGAUGAAAAUUGUGACGAACUUUGCAGCGAAGAGAACGUACUCUCGUAUGAAGCUGUCCAACAACUCACCAUUCAGUACACACGUCCGGUUAUCAUCCUGGGGCCUCUUAAGGAUCGUAUCAACGAUGAUCUCAUCUCCGAGUUUCCUGAUAAAUUUGGCAGCUGCGUACCCCACACGACGAGGAGUAGAAGAGAAUACGAAGUGGAUGGACGGGACUAUCAUUUCGUAGCAUCUAGAGAGCAAAUGGAAAGAGAUAUACAGAAUCACCUAUUUAUAGAAGCAGGACAAUACAAUGACAAUCUUUAUGGAACGUCCGUUGCAUCUGUUCGAGAGGUCGCCGAGAAGGGAAAGCACUGUAUUCUUGAUGUCAGCGGAAAUGCUAUCAAGAGGUUACAAGUAGCACAACUUUAUCCUAUUGCCAUAUUCAUAAAGCCGAAAUCCGUCGAAUCCGUUAAGGAAAUGAAUAAAAGAAUGAACGAAGAACAAGCUAAGAAGACAUACGAACGUGCUCUCAAGAUGGAGCAAGAAUUUGGCGAAUACUUUACUGCCGUAGUACAAGGAGACACGCCAGAAGAGAUCUACGUUAAAGUAAAAGAAGUAAUCGCCGAACAAUCAGGACCCAACAUUUGGGUACCUUGUAGGGAUCAGCAACUGUGACGUCCUGCCCCCCACGCCCUCCCUGGCCCCAAUGCUUGGACCCUACCUCCAAGGCGUCAAGCUUAAUUGAUCUUGAUAAAAUAAUUAAGUAACAACACUCUAACGCCUUUCCCCCCCAUCUCCACGAUCCUCUCCACCCACCUAAGUAGCACAAUGUUGUAACUAAUGGAGAAAAAGAAAGCGAGAUAGAGCGUAAUUAAUGUGAAUCAAGCUGAGAGCUGACUAUAAAGAAGAUAUGAAGAAGAAGAAGAAAAAGAAGAAUGAAAAGAAGACGAUGAAAAAGCCAAGUAAUAACAAAAGAAGUCUUGAAAGAAAUUUGUCUGAAUAUAAAUCAUUGAUUUAAAGAAUUUUAAAGAAGAGUGGCGAAUAGAAGGAAGAAAGAAAAGAAAGAAAAAGAAAAAAAGAAAAAAAUAAGAACACAAGAAAUGAAAAGAAGAAAAGGGGAAGGAACAAGUAAUAUAAUACGUUCAAUCUACUUAUAAAUUUAUAUUUUAUCCGAUAAUAGAAGAAAAGGACUUGGCUCAAAUUUUCACGGUCAACAUCGACGUCCUCUCUCGAUUUAGAACGAAUUUAAAAUUGACGAUGGAUAAAUGAAAGAGAGAGAGAGAGAGAGAGAGAGAUCGUGUGCGCGUGUGUAUGUUUGUAUAUGCAGAAGAGCGGUACGUUGUUAUUGUUGCUGCUAUUAUGUCUCUUUUAUGAGAACGAGUAAAAAAAAAGGAAAUAAGGAUAAAUAUAUCGCGUAACAUUUGUAUCGAUUGACCGCAUAUUGUUGUUAUUGCGUGGUAAAACUCGGGUCAAUCGAUAUUUACGAACAUCACUCGUGCAACACAGUUCGAACAAUUAAAUAUUUCUCUUAUCGAUCUUGAAAACAAAACAUGCGCACGUACGCACGCACGCACGCACGCACACACACAUACAAACACACACACAUACAUACAUACAUACAUACAUACAUACAUACAUACAUACACACAUGCAUACACAAACAUAGCUGGACACAUACACGGAAAUAAAUAAUGAUUCGCAAUAAAGCGCAAAUGAGUAAAGCUUUUCUAAGCGACGAAAAAUCGAACGAAACCUUUUUUUUUCUUCUCUCGUUAAUAAAAGUAACAAAGAAAAAAAAAAAAAAAAAAAAAGAAAAAAUAAGAAAUAAAGAAAAAAGAAAAAAAGCGUCACACGAUCGUUCAAAAAAUACGCACAGCAUUGUCGUAGUAGGGGAUUUCUGCUUUAAAAAAAAAGAAAAAAAAAAGAAAAAAAAAAAGAAAAAAAAAAGAAAAAAAAACGAUAUAACACAAUAGGAAGAGGAGGAAAGGGAAAUUUAAAUAAAUAUCUUCGAAACGAGUAGUGUAUAAUAAAGAUGACAGAUGCUGCGAGGCAUCGAUACGAGAAUGGAAAGGAAAAAAUAUAUAUAUAUAUAUAUAUAUAAGUGGUGGUGGGAGGUGGAGGAGGAGGAGGAGGAGGAGAAAGAGGAAGAGAGGAGGGUGGGGGAAGGGAAAGUGCAUCGACUUUCCGACCGACCACACGCAAACUAUGUAAGCUUCACCGAUUAUAUUCGAGCGAUGUAGCGGUAUUUUUUAAUGUACUUAAUCGCGAUAGAGCGAAAAUCGAAGAGGAGUAGUAGGAGGAUGAGGAGGAGAAAGGAAAAGGGAGAUGAUGAAAAAUAAAAAAAUAAGAAGAAGAAGAUAAUUGUUUCUUAUUAUAGAAAGACGUGGAAAUGCGUCAAAAUGAUAGAGAGAGAGAGAGAGAGAGAGAGAGAGAGAGAGAGAGAGAGAGAGAGAGAGAGAAAGAGAAGGACUAAGAAAAAGAUAGAAAUGACAAGCAUUGCUGAUUGGUUUCUCUCUUUCUCUCGAUUGGGGGGGGGGGGGGGGGACAUGUGAGGCAAUCGCAUUUUAAUUGUUGGAGAAUUCGAUGCGUAUAGAUUGGAAAUAUAAAAUGAGACUGCGUAUUUGACGAUUUUGACGAUUUGACGAAUUGCAUCGACCUAUCUUCCGUCGAUCAUUUGUCCAUGAAUAAUCUAUUGCAUACGUGAGUAAAUAAUUAUAAUAUCGUAGUGUAUUGAAUUGAAAUAAUGAAAUUAUAAAAAGAUUUGAUUUUAGAAAUUGAUCUACGACGAAUGAUCGAGAGGAAGAAAGCGUAUAAUUUAUAUAUAUUCGUGACUCGUCUAAGUAAGAAUAUUAAAGGAUCUACGCGUAUCUUUACGUCGAAAGAGAAUGAGUAAAAGAGAGAGAGAGAGAGAGAGAGAGAGAGAGAGAGAGAGAGAGGAGAGAGAGAGGGAAAGAGAGAAAUUAAAAUAAAAAUAAAAAAUAAAAAAUAAAAAAAAACCUCACAGGACAAAUCUUAUAGAUGCUAGAAUAGCGAUAUAUAAUGUUUUGUACAGCUAGAUGACUAAGCCAGUAUUGGGUUAUGUGCAACAUUAUAUAGAUGAGAGAAGAGGACGACGAGAUGAUGAUGAUGAUGAUGAUGAUAAUGAUGAUAUGAAUUAAUGAAAGAAGAAAAACACUAUUGUAAUUUAAAAUGCCACACUAAAUUAUUAUUAUUACGAUAGUAGGUAUGUAUUAUUGUAAAUACCUAUACCGGACGAGAUAAGAUCGAGAUAGAAAUAAAAAACGAUGAUAGAGAAAGUUGUUUAUCCAUCUACGCGAGAAGAAUUCUCGAUCGCUAAAUACGUUCAGAAUGAACCGUUCGAAUUUGUGUAAUGUAAUUCGGAAAGAAAAAGAAAAGUAAGAAGGAUGGACGCGAAGCGAGGAAUAAAGGGAAAAAAUUAAGAGAGGAAAGUUUAAUUGUUUUAAGAGAUCGACGCGCCGAUUUAUCUUUACCAACGCUUCUCGGUGUAUGAUUAUGUUCCUGCCGAUUGCCUCGGAUAUUAUUGUGUGUACGUUUGAAUGACGAUAAUCGUAUUAACGAUUAUAUUGAUAAAUAGAACGGAUGUAUUAGAGACAAAUAGAGGGGGAGAGGGAGAGAGAAAAGGAGAAGCGAGAUAAGAGCGAACGAAAGAGGAUAAUAAACACGUAAAAAGAAAUUGAGAGAGGGAGAGAGAGAGAGAGAGAGAUGAAGCAGGAUAUAUUCGAUCGCGAACUGUACUUACGUCGCUAAAAAAAAUUCCGAUAUAAUAAAGAAAAUGGGUGAGGGUGUGUAGUAGAGCAUUAGGAAGAAUCGAAGGCAGCGGUGAUCGAGUCGUUAGACAAGCUAUUAAAAAAAAAAAAAAUAAAAAUAAUAAAAAAAUACAAAUAAAAAAGUAAUACAAAAUAAAAAAAAAAAAAAAAAAAAAAAAAAAUGCAAGGCGAAGUUCGUCGAUCUAAGUGUAAUAUAAACUAUUAAUCGUGUAACGUUAUAAUUUGUAUCGACUAUGCACGGAUGAUUACACGUCGGUCCUUUUCCAUUCGACCAUAUUAAAAAUCGUCGUGAAGCGGGAACGGUAGAACGCGCCGAUCGUUAGAGAAAAAACACAAUUAGCCUUUGUUAUCGCGUAGAGAUGAAAAGAAAAUGAUGAAAUAAAAUAAAAAUGAAAUAAAAUAAAAUAAUGUAAUAAGGGGGCGACUGAUUUUCGUUCGCUUAUUCUUUUUUACACGCGCGAACGGGGAUUUGGUAUCGAGCUAUGUGCGUUUAUCGCGAGAGUAUUAUUAUUAAUUAUUAAUUAUUAUUAUUGUUAAGAAGAGUGUCGCAAAUAUGUUGAAACGGUGGGAGGGAAGAAGCUAGGAAGAGUAAAGUAAUAGAUAGAUAGAUAGAUAGAUAAAGAGAGAGAGAGAGAGAGAGAGAGAGAGAGAGGGAGGAUGAAAGAAAGAGAGGAAAGUACUAGGUCGAGGAGAAAAGUAUCACUGUAUUCCGUGCUGGUUGUGUCCGAAGAUAUUGCAGAGCCAGGCUUCAAUCGAGUAAAGUUGUCUGCCUCCAUGUAAAGGAACGUAUUAAGAGAAUAAUCACUACCGACACUUAUUAUACACCUCUAUAGUCUAUUUAAUAAUAUUACUUAUUGAAUUGUCAAUCUCAUGUUCACCUUGUUUCAUCGUUUUUAAAUAGUUAAUAAACGUUUUACCAAUUUUAA
Vespa crabro (European hornet) is the source of this 7499-nucleotide messenger RNA. It is a transcript of the gene dlg1, whose product is annotated as disks large homolog 4. The coding region runs from base 143 to 3460 and encodes 1105 amino acids. Gene Ontology annotation, cellular component: neuron projection; neuromuscular junction; postsynaptic density membrane. The transcript is spliced from 22 exons. Gene Ontology annotation, biological process: chemical synaptic transmission. The record is from RefSeq and is a predicted model, not a curated record. Gene Ontology annotation, molecular function: kinase binding. NCBI's taxonomy places the organism in Eukaryota, Metazoa, Arthropoda, Insecta, Hymenoptera, Vespidae.